GGAAACAGAAUCAUUCAAUGGAUCGAAUGCAUUUAUUGCAUUUUGGGUGUAUUUCGACCAUGAAAUGUAUAAAGUUUAAGUGGGAAAUGGGUGAAAAAUAAAGGGCUUUUGCAAAUAAGUUUUUAUGUGUAUGUAUUAUUGGUAACGGAAUUGAACAGUUCGAUGAAGGGAUGUGGUAAUAAUAGAGAGGAGAGAGAGUAAAAACGCGUUGGGGCGAAGAGAGGAGAGAAAGAGGGUGAAUUGCCAUACGGCAGAAGGGCGGGCUCGUGGCAAUAUGGCACGAGAACACCACCCGAAGGGGACAACACAGACGCACACAUUCAUAUACGUAUAUAUAUAUAUAUACACAUAAAUACAUACAUACAAACACAGCCAGACACGAUGAGGGUUCCAGAAAAUGCACACACACUCUCGCAUUUAGUACAGAUGUUGGGUUCGUGCAAACUGCAGCUUCCCGAAAUCCUCCCGUACAUCAAAACUCUCUUAACCCGUCGGUUUUCGCGUCAAGAGUAAUAAAGGACGAGUGUUGCAAAUCAAUCAAAGUUUAGUGCUUUUUGUCAAGGAUUUAAUAAAACCCACAUAUGAUCAGGGUUUUCCUAAGUGCAGUUUGAAAUUACCGGCCUGGGACAAUUUCACAAACGCCCUGCCUCGAUUACAUAUACCGGCCAUGCCGGCCGUGCGCUCACGCCGCGGCUGGUGCGGCUGUUUACAGGACGAUGAACCACCCGAAAUCACGUAUUGCGUCGUCGAAAAUACCGGAACCCUGUCUCUUCAGGCCAUCACACCCACACAACCAAUGCCACCGCAGGAUGAAUUGGAUGCCAAAUUUGCAGAGCUCGUGGAAGAAUUGGAUCUCACAGCACCAAACAAAGCGGCGAUGCUUGGUUUGCCUUCGCAGAAGAAAUGGCAAAUCUAUUGCUCUCAGAAGGGUGGCGAAGACGUGGUGGAUUUGACGCACGCUCCUGAACAUUACAUCGAGAUCCUUAAGACCUUCGCCAAUCAAGAAUGUCAGGAGGAAUGCAACAUCGAUGAAGACGUGAGAACCAGGACGAAACAAAUAGACGGCCUGAAAACCGCCCUGCGAACGUCCACCCACAGUUUCGUCAUCAAGUUCAUCGAGUUGGAGGGAUUGCCGGCCUUAUUAGAUUUUUUAACGAACAUGGACUACUUUACAGCUCAAAGCACGAUACAUACCAGCAUCAUAGGUUGCGUCAAAGCGCUCAUGAACAAUUCGACUGGAAGAGCUCACGUGUUGGCUCAUCCGACGAGUAUUAACACCAUAGCGCAAUCCUUGAGCACGGAAAACAUCAAGACUAAGAUUGCCGUUCUCGAGAUUCUGGGAGCUGUUUGCUUGGUCAGCGGUGGUCACAAGAAAGUUUUGGAUGCCAUGCAUCAUUACCAGAAGUACGCUUACGAGCGCAUCAGGUUCCAGGGGAUCAUCAACGAUCUGGAUAGAUCGACCGGUGUUUAUCGUGACGAAGUCAACUUGAAGACGGCAAUCAUGUCUUUCAUCAAUGCCGUCCUCAACUACGAUUUGGGUCAGGAGAAUCUGGAGUUCCGUCUGCAUUUGCGAUACGAGUUUCUGAUGCUCGGCAUACAGCCUGUAAUCGAUAAGUUGAGGAGGCAUGAGAAUGAAACGUUGGAUCGGCAUUUGGACUUCUUCGAGAUGAUUCGUAACGAUGAUGAAAAGGAGCUGGCCAAGAAGUUCGAUCAAGAACACAUUGAUACCAAAAGCGCUUCGGCUAUGUUCGAUCUGAUCAGACGCAAAUUGAGCCACACACCGGCCUAUCCUCAUCUUCUAUCCUUGCUGAAGCACUGCUUAACUUUACCGGUUUCCUCGGAGACUUAUCCGCAGUAUUGGUUGUUGUUCGAUAGGAUCGUGCAGCAAAUCGCUUUGCAGCAGAACGAGCUGAACGGUGUUAGGGAUCCGGAUUUGGCGCCUAUCAAGAUUAACGUGCAGAAGAUCGUUCAUUUGUUGGCCAAAGAGGAAGAGUUGGUGGCGGCGCGGAAGAUGGCCGGGGAAUUGGAGAAGGAGAACAACGACAUGUCCAACAGAUUGGCGAAGAAGGAGCAAGAGUUGGAUCAGAGGACGCAAGAGAAGGAGGACAUUGAAUCUAGUUUGGCUCGAAUCAAGGAGCGUCUGGAAAAGGAGACGGCCUCUCACAUCGAGACCAGACAGAAGUACAGCGAGCUCGAAUACAGAAUCACCGAAUUGGAUAGGCAGAUCAACUGCGAAAGGGGCGAACGGCAUAGGUUGGAGCGUCUAGUCACGUCGGGUAACAUUCCGGACGAUGCCAAAGUCAUCGGACUUAAGUCUGCGAUCGAAGGAGGCGCCGGUGCUGAGAUCAAAACAAACUACAGUCCGAUUCCACCGCCUCCUCCGCCGUUGGCGCCACCGCCACCACCGGCUCCUGGUCCUCCGCCACCUCCGUGCGCACCGAUGGCUCCACCGGAACCUCUUCGCAUGGAGAUGCCGAAGAAAAACGUACCGCAACCGGCGAAUCCACUGAAAUCGUUCAAUUGGUCUAAACUACCCGACGCGAAGCUCAACGGUACAAUUUGGAGCGAAUUAGAUGACACCAAGCUGUACAACGCCAUGGAACUGGAUAAUAUCGACAAGUUGUUCUGCGCUUACCAGAAGAAUGGAGUUACCAAUGAAGGUUCCAUUGAGGAUUUAAGACAGCUAGGUAAAGGAAAAACCAAAGUGUUGUCGGUGAUCGACGGAAGACGCGCUCAAAACUGCACCAUUCUCCUAUCCAAACUGAAGAUGUCCGACGAGGACAUCACCAAGUCCAUCCUGAGCAUGGACAGCAAGGAACAGUUACCAAUAGACAUGGUGGAACAACUCCUGAAGUUCACACCUAGUCCCGAAGAGAGAGCUCUGUUGGAGGAGCACGGCGACGAAAUCGAUUCCUUGGCCAGAGCGGAUCGAUUCCUCUACGAAAUUUCAAAAGUACCACAUUACGAGCAGAGAUUGCGCAGCCUUCACUACAAGAAGAGGUUCACCAUCACCGUCAACGAGAUCCUUCCGAGGAUAGCGAGCGUCAUGGAAGCUUCCAGAGAGGUUUCGCGCUCCAGGAGGCUAAGAAGACUGUUGGAAAUCGUUCUCGCUCUUGGAAACUACAUGAACCGAGGUGCCAGAGGAAACGCGUCCGGCUUCAAGUUGGCUUCGCUCAACCGUUUGGCCGAUACCAAGUCGAGCGCAUCCAAGGGAACGACGUUGCUGCAUUAUUUGGUGUUGAUUUUGGAAAAGAAAUUUAAAGAUAUUUUGCGGAUGGAUGAGGAUCUGUCGCACGUGAGGGACGCAGCUAAAGUAUCCUUAGCAGAGCUGAACAAGGACAUGGGUCAGCUGCGAGCCGGCUUGAAGGAUGUUACCAAAGAAAUCGAGUUCCACAGGAAGCAGAAUCCAGUGGCCAAUGACAAAUUCGUUCCUGUCAUGAGGGAGUUCCAGGCCACGGCCACCUGUCGCCUCGCGGAAAUCGAGGAUCAAUACCAAGAUAUGAAAACUCGAUUCGAAAGAGCAGUGAGAUUGUUCGGCGAGGAUCCGAACGCGGUGCAACCCGAUGAAUUCUUCGGCAUCUUCGACACCUUCUUGAUGACUUUCACCGAGGCUCGCCAGGACAACGAGAACAUGCGUAAAAGACAGGAGGAGGAAGAGAAACGUGCCAAACAGGAAGAAGCACUGAAGAAGCUCACAUUGGAGAGGAAACACAGCAGAGAAGGAAUCCUCUCGAGCAUCAGCAAAUCUCUGAGUCUGAAGAACGGAGAGACGACGGGUGACGCGAAAGGCGAAUUCGACGAUCUCAUCUCGGCGUUGAGGACGGGAGAUGUUUUCGGUGAAGAUAUCGCUAAGUUCAAGAGGUCCAGGAAGAACAGGAUCGGAGCAGGAAACUCACCGCCGCGACGGAAUUCCGUUAACAGAGACGACAGCAGAGAACGUGUCAUCACGAACGGAUGUAGACAGUAAAGAGAUUAUAAUUUCGUGUUCGCUCACGUUUUUGGUUUUUCUGACAUUAGAGGUGCAUCAAUUAAUCCGCUAUAAUCUAGACUGCGACUAUAAUUACGAAUUAAAUUAAUUUAAUUAAAGAAGAAAGAAAUUCGGACCAAUGUUUCAACAACAAGAAAAAGAAAACAUGCGUUCCACAGUACGUCCUCCACCCUUUACCACAAAGCGUUUUUUUUUCGUUUUGUUUCCUUUCCCUCUCU
Molecule: messenger RNA, 4206 nt
Organism: Nicrophorus vespilloides
Lineage: Eukaryota; Metazoa; Arthropoda; Insecta; Coleoptera; Silphidae
Gene: DAAM
Product: disheveled-associated activator of morphogenesis 1
Exons: 10
Coding region: 668-3967 (1099 amino acids)
Biological process (GO): positive regulation of actin filament polymerization; actin cytoskeleton organization
Molecular function (GO): actin binding; small GTPase binding
Source: RefSeq, a predicted model, not a curated record